AUCCUCUGCUCUCGUAGGCAGAUUGGUCUCCUCAUGGGAAAAGAGGGACUGUUUCUUAAAUGAAACGGAGCAACCAUCUGAUACGAAGCUUUAGAAAUUCCGAGGUGUAAAUUGCCAGGCUGUGAGGUUGAAGAUGGUGCAGGACUGCUGAGAGCAAUUUCUGCCUGAGCGAGAUGUGUCUGGAGUGAGAGCCUAAAAGGAAUGAUGUGAGCAAGGAACAUGUGCAGCUGGGAAGCAUCUUGAUGCUUCUGCUGCCCGAGGAAGGGAGCUCUGAAGAAACAUUAGGGAGGAAAAAGCACCUGUGUUGGGCCAGAUAGCUGCUCUGUUCUUGUUCUCAAAAUGCUGUGACCAACACUGCUGCAUUUCCAAGGAUGCAGUCAUGGCAGCAUUUAUGAUGUAAACUGGUGGGCUGUGCAGGUAAGUGCUUGUCCUGUGGAUGGAUCUGAGAGAUCAUCUUAUACAUUUUGAGUGUUUGUGUCCUGGUCUAACCUAAUCACGUUAGUUCUGUACCCGUGUCAUUGUCACUGUAAUGUGGUGGCCCUCUGGUGAGGGAGCUGUGUCUGAAGUGUGCCAAGCCCCAGGAGGAUCUCCGAACCUUUCCUUUCUCAGACCUUGUGGCUUGGUCUCCUGGCUCUAGCAUUGCUUCUCACUUUAUUUCCUUCUCCUUGGAAAAUAGAGCACAAAGGAGAAUCGAAAUCUGCUGCUGCUUGAUAGCGCUCAUCCUCUUCUGGUGUACCGUGUAGUUUGUCUUCCAGUUCCAACAGGAGCCUCUUCUAUCUCUUGUGUGCCUUGUUGUAAGAUGCUCUGAGAUCUUCCCAUCCAGGGAAGGCACUUGUCAAAGGUGCGGAUGUUUUUCUUUCAGCUGUCCACAGCUUAUUCCUGCUGUUCUUUGCUAAUGGUUGUUACGGGUAGGUUGCACAGGGGAGUUGUAUGGCAACAGAUCUUGUUCAUGCUGUAUGCUGGGUCCUUCAGGAGGUGCUGGAGAAGAGAUGUGCUCCCGUGUGUGCAGACAGCCAACACCUGGCCGAUUUUGAAACACUUUGCAAGGAUGAAACCACAUUGUCCACUUCAAUCAGCAAGCAAGGAACAAUUCCCAGAUUGUGAGAAUCCAAGCUCAGGAACUGGAAGAGCUCCCUUGAGGCCUUUGAAAAGGGCUGGCCAAGGACCAGUAAAAUUUGUUCCAAGUUCUGAUUGAUGAUUUCCAUCAAGUACAGUAAGUGCUUAUGGAAAGGCAUGCUCAAUGGGAACAAGAGGUUUCUGCAAGCUGCAGGGGUGAUGACACAAGCCUGUGUUGCUUAUGGGGUGUGCUUGUUUGAGCUUCAGGUUGGGGUGAGCUGCUGGGGCUGGAGGUGCUGCUUUUCCAGGGGAAGGGUUUGCAUUUUAUGAAGCAGCACUCACUGAAGGAUCAAGAGCUGUGUGGUUCAUCAUGCUGAGUGUCACUUUUGGUCACCUGAAGUUGACAGAAUUGUUAUUGUACAAUAAAAAAUAUGAUUUGGCACCUGCAAGAAAUACAGAGAGCUUCAAGAGCUCCAAUAAGCAGGAGAAGGUGAAGAAGCGCUGGCAUGCUUACAAGGGACAGAACGUGGUUCUGCUGAUGUGAGGAGACAGGGAAAGUUGUAUGGCAAUGUGGGAAGUGCUCACAACUGCAAUCCUGAGCGGCGGCAUUCCAGGUCAUGUGCCCAGUGGCAUCACAUCCUGUGCUUCGCAGGACUGGCACGUGACCCAGGGGAGGCUGAGCAGCACCAGGACGGGUGGUGGAGGUGGGGAUGCAGCACUGUGCAUCCAGAGGGCUCACAGGAAGCCGGUGUGGGCAUGGCUGUGCCCUGGGUGGCUGUGCGAGCCUGGAGCCGGCCCUGCUGCUGGGGUCAGUGCGGGUGGGCUGCUGUGGUACAGGACCUGCACACAGCCCUUUUCCUUUGGCUGCGUUCAGCUUGUUCUUGUGUACCUUCGUCUGAGGCGAAUGUCAGAUGUGAUGGGAUGUUGGAUUAGGCUAAAUCUCUGAGAUUUAGCUGGAAUGUUGUCUCGCUGUAGCGUUUUUCUCCCUUGCUCUUUUCUCUAAGGCUUCCCCUACAGACAGCUAAUUCUCCCCUUCCCCCACAUCCUGUCGGACCCCAGAGCAUGUCACAAGGAAUUAGCGGCUGAAAAGGCCAGCGGAGGCUGCUCCUCUGGAACAGGCUCUCCUUUCUGAGCCCGGGCCGGCCCCUCUGUGUGCCCGCUUUGUGUCCCGGCCAGCUCCCCUCCCCCUGGCCAUUCAAUGCAUGCCAGAGCUGAGGCUGGGCCCCGGCACCUUCCCAGCGCUGCUGCCCUGUGCCAUCUUUCGGGGCCCAGGGGCUUCCCGCAGAGCCAGAGAUGUGCCACAGGAGGAGAUGAACCUUCCUUCCCGUCUCCGUGCCGCUGGCAGCGUCGCCCGCUUUCACUCCAGCUCCUUCCCAUAAUUCACAUACAGUCUCCUUAGAAUAGAGAUGAUGUCACUUCCUUCUAGAGGGUGCCGGGGUGUGGAAUGGGGAGUCACGACCCCCCUGGGCUUGGUGGCUCUGGCAGGAUAAAUGAGGUGGCUGCCCAGGAGGGAGGGAGGAGUUGCUCUGAGAACGAUGCCCAGCACUGUGUGCAGACAGGCGCUGUGCUGUGCUCCCCUUUGCUGGCUGGGAUUUUCAGUGACUGCAAGAAGAAUUUGCUGCUCCCUCCCUCACUCAUGAUGCCCGUCUCUGUGGAUCUGCACUUUUCCUGCGACAUCCUUACGGGAGAGAAGAAUACCAAACGGCUAGACCGCAGGCCAUGUAAGAUUUCUGCUUCCAUCCGUCUCACUCUGAGCUGAGAGCAGAGGCUCUGGGCUCCUUGCAUGCAGGGCUUGUGCCUGCAUGCGUUUUCCCCCCCUCGUUUCAGCACUGGGUCUCCUCGCAGCAGGGUGUAGAUUUCAGGGUCUGGGGAAUUUUUCACUCUUUGGGGCAAUUUUGGGAGCACCACAAGGGAUUCUUGGUAUUACAGAAGUAGGGUCAUUGUUCUCAGGGUUGGCUGCACUCUAUCCUUGCACUUUUCUUCCCCUCUCCCUGCUAGAGUCUGAUCUUCAUCUUCUGGAAAUGUAACUCAUGAGUUUAUUCGCAGGAGGGAGGGUGACUUUUUACGUGGGCAUGUAGUGAUGGAACAAGGAUAAAUGUUUUUUAGUUAAAAGAAGGGAGAUUCAGGUUGGGUUUGAGGAGGAAAUUCUUUACCCAGACGGUGUUGAGGCUCUAACACAGGAUGCCCAAAGAAGCUGCGUGUGUCCUAUUUCUGGAGGUACUCAAGGCCAGGCUGAAUGGUGCCCUGUGCAGCCUGAUCUGGUGUGGGGGCAACCAGCCCUCAGCAGGGGUUGGGGAUGGGUGGACUUUGAGAUCUCUUCCAGCCCUAUCAUUCUGUGGUUCUAUGAUCUUUAAGGUCCCUUCCAGCCCAACCCAUUAUAUGUUCUUUGAUCUUUAAGGUCCUUUCCAACCCAACUAUUAUAUGGUUCUGUGGUCUUGUGAUCUGUUGCCCUGGAACGAAGCCAGAAUUCUUAUAGUGACACCAUUGUAGUUUUUUUGUUGUUUAAUUUUGUAGGCUUUACAGUCUGAGGCCUUCUGUCAUCUCCUUUCUGUUCAAAUGGGUGGCAAGGCUUCAGACCUCAAUGUUUAGUUUUUGCACAGGCAGUCUUUGGAAGUGAAUCAUGACUCUUUUUGCAGUGCACGGGUUGCUCAGUUAGCACACAGUGAUGAGUGGCAGCCCUGUGCCCAUUUCUUGGUGUUGCAGGGUUGGUGGUGGUGAGACUGGGAAUCUCCAGAUGGCCAGAGGAGCGAGGAGUUUGAAAGCAGAGCUGCAGCGUACCGAGUGCUCUGAAUAUUUUGUGCUAAGGAAAUGCUAAUCCAACUAAUGUUGUAAUUUCACAUGUGCUGUGUGUGUGGAAUGGAGCGUUUCCUUCACCCAAGUGAAGUACGAGCUGAAGUGUCAGCCUGUUUGCUGUGUAAAGGACUGCCGUUUGCAGGAAUCAGGCAGGUUUUCAGUGCUUGGUAUGGGAACAGAUAGGUAGCACAGCAGGUUUUAGGGUGGUCAGCACAGCAGGUAAGGGGAGGGUUACUACAUGUGACUGGUGAAUGAUUUGGUAGGAUGAGGAUGCUUCCAUAACUGCAGCACUUGGUGCUGUGACAGACUGGGCUCCGUCACAAACCCAGCACCUGUGUUACUUUGAGGGUUCGAAUGACCUAAGUGUGAUCUUGUGAUUCGUCCUGGUUUUUACACCUACAGACGUGUGCAAGUUGAGUUUUUGGUGUGGUUUGUGAGGCGUGUGGUGGCUGUGGGCAAACAGGCCGUAGAUAAGAUAAAGGAAAUCAGAAGUUGACAAAACCUCUGCAGAUGAGGGUUGAAGUGUGUUGUGCCAGAAAUGCAGAAGGGAGAUAAGGUGCACUGCAGGGAUGCACAGAGCUGGUCUGACCCCAGGGACUUGGGUUGGAGCAGAUUGGAGCAUGCACAGCAGCUCUGAAACAGUGUGGGAAAGCUGUGCUGGAGGAGGUAGCUGGGUAGCCCUGCAGUCUUGUGACUUCUACCACUGCUGUUUCUUUUUUUAAAAAGGAUUUGUGUAGCUUUAGAAACAGGAGCACAAACAAAACGUGGGGAAGAACAGCCAGCCCCUCAAUCUUCAACCUUUUUUAAUUGUCAGGGCCAGUGUGAGCACAAAGGAGAUGUGGAGCUGGCAGGAUUCUUCUGCGCAACUUGUGGCUAAGUGAGAGAUCACCUGGGAGUUUGCUCCCUCGGCUGUAAGUGCUUUCUGCUGGGAGCCAGUCAAUAGCUUCCCCAGAUGCUGCUAACUGCUAAUGGGGAUUUGGCUUGCUGAGCCCUGUGAGGACUGUCAGUGCUGGACACGAGAAGGGGAUGGCAGCAGGCAUGCCUUUGGAAGGACGUGGUAAUGGGACUUUUUUGGGGACUGAGAGCGCUGUAACUUGUCCAAAGCAGCUGACCUGUUUCUGACACGUGGUCCUAACAGGAUUCCUGUUAAUCUCAAGAAGUGGAGCUGAGUGAGUGGCAGUUGUGUGCGGCGAGUUACAUACCUGCUUCACCCAACACUUGUCACUCUUCAGACAGCACCUUCCUCUCCUGCACUCUCCUUUUCGAGCGUGCCAUGCCUCCCAGUGCUGGGAGGAGGAAGCUCUGCCAUCUUGGGUGUCAAGUAGGUUAGCUCAGAUGUAGGCCUUCUGCUGACCUGUGGCUGUGGGGCUCUGUCGCAGGGGUGAGGAAGGUCAACAGUGUCUUUGCUUCUUUUCUCUUCUAGGAGGUGAGCAUCGUGCCUGCUGACCUUUCUCAGACCCGCUAGCCAUGCCAGGGAUUGUCGUGUUCCGCCGUCGCUGGUCUGUGGGCAGCGAUGACCUCGUUUUGCCAGCAGUCUUCCUCUUCCUCCUGCAUACCACCUGGUUUGUGAUCCUCUCCGUGGUGCUCUUUGGGCUGGUGUACAACCCCAAUGAGACCUGCUCGCUGAACCUGGUGGACCAUGGCAGAGGCUACCUAGGCAUCCUGCUCAGCUGUAUGAUCGCAGAGAUGGCAAUCAUCUGGCUCAGCAUGCGAGGCAGCAUCCUGUACACUGAGCCCCGAGACUCCAUGCAGUAUGUGCUCUAUGUCAGACUGGCUAUCUUGGUGAUUGAGUUUGUGUAUGCUAUUGUGGGCAUCAUUUGGCUAACGCAGUACUACACUUCCUGCAAUGAUAUCACCGCAAAGAGUGUCACUUUGGGAAUGGUGGUGUGCAACUGGGUUGUCAUCCUGAGUGUCUGCAUCACCGUCCUGUGCGUCUUCGACCCGACAGGCCGGACCUUUGUCAAACUGCGGGCCACAAAGCGGAGGCAGCGCAACCUGCGGACCUACAACCUGCGACACCGCCUGGAGGAAGGGCAGGCCAGCAGCUGGACACGCCGCCUCAAGGUUUUUCUUUGCUGCACACGGACAAAGGACUCUCAGUCGGAUGCCUACUCUGAAAUCGCCUACCUUUUCGCUGAGUUCUUCCGAGACCUUGACAUCGUCCCAUCUGACAUCAUUGCAGGCCUGGUUCUUCUGCGCCAACGGCAGCGGGCAAAGCGCAACGCCGUGCUGGAUGAGGCAAACAAUGACAUUUUAGCUUUUCUGUCUGGGAUGCCAGUGACCAGGAACACAAAGUAUCUGGAUCUGAAAAAUGCGCAAGAGAUGCAGCGAUACAAAGAGGUGUGUUACUACAUGCUGUUUGCCCUGGCUGCCUAUGGCUGGCCCAUAUACCUGAUGAGGAAGCCCACAUGUGGACUCUGUCACCUGGCCAGAUCCUGCUCGUGUUGCUGUCUCUGUCCCUCACGUCCCCGCUAUGCACCCAGUGUCACCAUUGAAGAGGAUAAUUGCUGUGGCUGCAAUGCCAUUGCCAUCCGGCGCCACUUCUUGGAUGAGAACAUGACCUCGGUGGACAUUGUUUACACUUCUUGCCACGAUGCGGUUUAUGAAACUCCUUUUUACGUGGCUGUGGACCAUGAGAAGAAGAAGGUGGUCAUUAGUAUCCGAGGAACUCUGUCUCCAAAAGGAAUGGUGCUAUCUGCUGAGUACAUCAAGAAGAAACUGGAGCAAGAGAUGGUGCUUUCUCAAGCCUUCGGACGAGACUUGGGGAGAGGAACAAAACACUAUGGCCUGAUUGUGGUUGGCCAUUCCCUAGGGGCUGGCACAGCUGCCAUCCUGUCCUUCCUCUUGCGUCCGCAGUACCCAUCACUGAAGUGCUUUGCUUAUUCUCCCCCUGGUGGGCUGCUGAGUGAGGAUGCCAUGGAAUAUUCAAAAGAGUUUGUGACUGCAGUCGUGCUUGGCAAAGAUCUAGUGCCCAGAAUUGGUCUCUCUCAGCUGGAGGGAUUUCGCAGGCAGCUUCUGGAUGUUCUUCAGAGAAGUAACAAACCAAAGGUGAGAAUGAGGAUGAGCAGAUUCUCGAAGUGGCGGAUCAUUGUGGGUGCUACCAAGUGCAUACCCAAGUCAGAGCUUCCUGAAGAGGCUGAGGAGAACUCGGUAACGAGCAACCGCCUCUGGACCCACCCCAGUGAUCUGACCAUCGCCCUGUCUGCCAGCACACCGCUCUACCCACCUGGCCGCAUCAUCCAUGUGGUGCACAAUCAUCCCGCAGAGCAGUGCUGUUGCUGUGAGCAAGAGGAUCCCACUUACUUUGCUAUCUGGGGUGACAAUAAGGCAUUUAAUGAAGUGAUCAUCUCACCAGCAAUGUUGCACGAACACCUCCCAUAUGUGGUCAUGGAAGGGCUCAACAAGGUCUUAGAGAAUUACAACAAGGGGAAAACAGCCUUACUUUCUGCAGCGAAAGUGAUGGUGAGCCCUACAGAAGUGGAUCUCACUCCAGAGUUGAUCUUCCAGAGCCAGCCCUUGCCUAGUGGACCCUCUGUGCAGAUUGGAACUGGAGCCCUAACAGCAGACAGAAGGAACAGCAGUACAAAGAGCAAGUCCCAUUCUGAAAUCAGCUUGGAGGGGUUUUAUGAGACAAAGCCACUUUCUCCUGUGCAGAAAGACCCUGUGGAGCUUCUUCUCCUGGACACAAAGGAACGUCUGUCUGUGGAGCUGCAGGACCGCCGUGCCCCUCUGGCGACCAUGGAGAGCCUCUCUGACAACGAAUCCAUCUACAGCUUCGAUUCGAGGCGCUCCUCUGGUUUUCGGAGCAUCCGAGGCUCCCCCAGCCUCCACGCUGUCAUGGAGAAGGAUGAGAUGCACUGCUUUUAUAUAGACCCCGCUAUCCCUGAGGAGAACCCCUCCCUCAGCUCUCGGACAGAGCUGCUGGCUGCUGAUAGCCUCUCCAAGCACUCCCAGGAGACUCAGGCUCCCGACAACGCACUCAACAGCGGUGGCACCACCCCUCAGCGGCGCUGCAGUGAGGAAGGGGCCAGCAGCGAGGGGGACCGCGUUUCCUUAGCCCCUCGUGAGGAGCUGUCCCUCCAGAAUGGACGGCUCACCGAUGUCCCCAGUCCGCAGGUGCUGGAAUUUGCUGAGUUCAUAGACAGCCUCUUUAAUUUGGAUAGCAAAAGCAGCUCUUUCCAGGACAUCUACUGCAUGAUGGUAUCAGAUAGCUCCAGUGACUUUGUGGAGAUGCCCAAGUCUGUUAGUGAUCAGGAGAUCCUGAUGAGAGCACAGUAUGAACCCAACUUAGUCCCAAAGCCCCCGAGGUUGUUUGCAGGCUCAACAGAUCCUUCGUCGGGCAUCUCUGUCUCACCUUCCUUCCCCCUUAGUUCAUCUGGAGAGCUCAUGGACAUCACUCCCACAGGCGUGAGCAGCCAGGAGUGCUUGGCCACUGACAAAAUCCGGACUUCCACCCCCACUGGGCACGUAACCAGCCCUGCCAAGCAGGAGGACCUCAUGAUUUCGGCCCUCUAGUGCAGGGUAAAGGGGUGCGGCUCUGAGAGCUGAUCCCAUAGGCUGAGUGCUGGGAUAAUACUCGGAGAGGAGGUGGUCGUCAGGCAGUUGGAAUUGGUGGAGACAGCUGGAAACAUUCCUUCUGGGGUGACACGGUGGUGGCACGCCGUCUGGAGGAUGGAUUGUGCUCGAGUACCAUGCUUAUUGCUGGGAGAAGCAUUGCCUCACAAGGCCUGCUACACUGAGAGGGUCUGAGUCACUAAAGGUAGAUGCAAGUUCCCUACCUCAGCCUGUCUCAUUCCAUGUAAGAGGCAGAUUCCUUGCCCCAGGGCACCUGCUGAGUUUGGGAGUGAGAUACCCUGCUCCAGGGAAUUCUCAAGGGCAAAGGGGUAGAAGUUUGAGAGUUGGAUAGACAGAAGCAAGGGGGGCAGGCCAGAUUCCUGCCUCUCCCCUCCCUUGGUAACAUUUCAGUGGUUUUGGAAAUGAACGGAUUGAGACUUUGGGCCCUGUUGCACUACCAUGUCAGAUCUGGCCCAAGAUCCAAUUCGUCACACUUCCAUGGGGAUUGCCUUCCUGGGACACUCUCCUCUUUUAAAGCCAUUGGGGCUGUAUUCUCCCCAAAUGCAGUCUCCCCUUCCCUGGCCAGGUGCAGCAAGAAUUGGGCUGGCACUGUAUUAUCUCUCCCCUGAGUACUUCUGUGUUCAAUGACUGCCAGGCUGCUCCUGAGAGGAACGGAAACUGCUCUGAAAAGCCCAAAGCCCUCUGCCAUGUCUCUCCUUCACCAGAAAAGGUUCUCCUGGACAUCACCGUCAUCACUCGGUGGCCUGGACUGCUCUGAGCUGGCGAUGCUUCUGCAGGACUGACAGCAUUCUCAUCUCAGAGCUGCACGGAUGGAUCGACUUAAAGAUUCACAUGGCUCGUCGACACCCAGCGUUGCUUCCUAGGCACUCUAGGAUCCCCUCCUGGACCCUGCCAGGUCCUCAUGCUACCCAUAUGCAGUCAUCACAGAUCAGUGCCAGCCGCUGUCAUUGAGAGUUCAGGGAAAAGAUGAACUUUUACUAAGUAUUGGAACCUCUUGUAUGUUUACAAAGCUGCUGAGCUUUCGGAAAGUAUUUAUUAAGCAAACAGGGAGGCUCUCUCUAGGCAAAAAGUAUAUUCGUUCUCUCCUCCCUGCGCCAUUCCCUCUGGAGGCUGAGGGGAGAGAGGGUAAACAGGUAUGCUCACAAAUCUCCUGCUUUAGAAGCAGGGUGGAGUGAUGGGGGGGCGUUUGGCUCUGAGUCUGGGGGGAGCUGAGUCUCUCGCCCGUUCUCCCUGAUGCACAAUGUGUGACAAAGCUCAACCAAGUCAUUAGUGGGAGUACCUAGUGCUGCUGUGCAGAGCCUCCAUGCCCAGAGGAGCCUGCUGGAGCUACCCAAGUAGGGUAUCUCCAUGGUUUGAAGCAGGAAAGAAAUUACCAAUCUAGAAAGUUGAACAUACUGUGACCUUGUGCAGUCCUUUAACUAACAGAAUGUUUUCAGCGGAGUUACCAAUGCAGUCUCAUUGGAGCUGUGUCCUCCCUCACUGGAAAAGAAAUUCCUCUUCUAACUUCCUUCUAACACUAGGGAUGUGACUCCCUCCUCCUUAGCUGUGGUAUUACCAAUGUAGGAAGAUGCUGCGCUUCCCAGGAGCUUGGUUUGCAACAGUUCCUGGGCUCCUGUGUUCCCUUAGGCUCUGGCUGUGCUCACCAGCAGCCCUGGUCAUGGCUCAGGACUGUGCUGCCCUGGAUGCAGCACAGGGAGCACAGCGGUGUCAAAUACUGUCACAUCAGAGCAGGAGCACUUUAUAGCUGCUGUGUGUUGAUGUCAGUAACUUCAGGUGCACAGAAAUGAACUGGACUUUGUCCAAGUGCUGCUCUCCUGCUCCAUUUCGUGUAGGAUUCUGUAUCCCCCUGCUCUUUAAAAAUUACAGGGCCCUUAGAAAUGCAGGGCUUUUGUUCAAAUGGGCAGUAAAAUGUUGUCCCUGUGCGUUAGAUCCCAGAGGGGACCUUUUCUAUACAGUCUUGAUUUGGUGGGAAGAACCCCUCUGAAUUAGCUGUAAUCUGUAAAAGAUAAAAAAAACACUUUGUUCCGAGCAACAAGUUGUUUGUUUUGCUAGUCCUUCAGAACACAGAAGUGUUCCCCUUGCUGGGAGGUGAUGGCUCAGGAGCUCAUACAGACAGCUGUGUAAGUGCCAUCAGAUCAUCCACCAUUGCAGACCACAGGGGAAGGCUGACUUGUGCAGGUAGUCAAGAAGCACUGCAAGGGUGAUGUCCAGAAAUGGGCACAUGGGUAGCUGUGAGGGGAAAGGGAGCUGAAGCACAGGGAGCCUGAGGCUAGCAGGCUAGCUCACCUCCUGGUGCAGACUGCUGCCAUGCACAUACAGUGGGGAAAGGACUUUGCUUCUGCCUUUAGUUGUUGGCAGAAAGUGGGUAGUAAAAACACUUAGCACUUCGGCAGAGCUUUAUAUCUGCAAAGCACUUUACAAACAUGAAGAAAAGAAUCACCUCUGUCCCUGGCAGCGAGCUAUUAGGAGAUGUCUCUUUGAGACUGGGUGGAACUACUGGUGCCCUAUCUGAGGGAUGGUGAGGAGAUGAUGCAAGCUGAGAAAGGUGGAUAACUUCCCUCUUAAGAACAAGUUGUUUCACUAGUGACCCGAUGCUGAACGGCUCACAGUAUUGCACUAGAAAGUCACUUCUGACCUGGAUACCUCCCAUAUGUCCUGGAAAACAAUCAUGGUGUGACUGUUUCGUUCUCUGUGCCAUUGGAACUGUGUCCUUAGGGAAUGGGAUGACCUUGCCCUGACCAGCUGUAGCAGGAGACAGCCUGGCAUGCUGCAUUUUUUUUUUUUUUUGCUCUGUGCUCUGUGAUUAUUGGGCUUCUCUGAAAAGCCUGGAAAUGCCUCACAUUUGUGACCUGGCCUUGCCAUAGACCAAGUCAAGGAGCAAAAGAGCCCUUCUGGUUAACGUUCUGACUGUAUUGCAUUAUGGGUGAUUCCUGUUUUUCCAUUGCUCUGUUGACAAACAGAUCUGUUCCCAGUCCUCACGAAAAGUCCUCACUGAGUAAAUCCACAUUCUUUGCAUUAUUCCUGCUUUCAGUGUCUGAGUGUCUUCAUUCUUAUCACUGCCAUGCUGCAGGAGCCUCUGGACAGGCUGGUCUCCUGUUCUGUCCUGGCAAAGUUGCAGACACAUCCUAAAUCUGUAGCUACAUCACUCAUACGUACUGCAUACUAUUCUUGCUUUCUCUGCCCUCGCUCUGCUCUGACACACAGCUGUCUUUGGAAACUUGAAGCUGCUUCUGAUUUCUUAAUCUCUCAGCUUCUGGGUCCUGCCCUUAAGCUUUGUGCCUCUUGGAGUUUGUGCCUUCCACUGAUGUUUCAGUGGGAUGUCCCACUGCGUGUGGAGGCAGUGCUGGGAGAGCGGUUCGUGGUGCAAUAGCACAUCCUCAAAUCUUCUGUCAGAUUUGCUGGUGCAGGUGUGAAGCUAAGACCACUAAUGUCCAGCCCUGGAACAUCCCCUGCCCCUGUCCUGAAGGUGUUCACAGGAUGCAAGGUAUUUGUCAUCUGUUUUUACAGCCACAGGCUGCCCUCCAACCCAUGGAAGUGAGUUGAAGGAGGCCUCUUUGAUAAUAUUACAGCGAGUUUUGAUAAUCGAGCCCUUUGCACGUAGUGCUGGCUGAAUUAGGAGGCUCUUCUGCGUGAAUAGCAAUUGCUCUUAUUGUUUUAAUCACAGCAGUACCAACAAAGCAAGGUCCUGCUGUGCGAGUAUGCAGAAGUGCUAAACAGAAAGGCAGCUCUUCCCCAGAGCCUCACAUUAUGCCCUGUCCUCCACAGAGCUUCACGUGCGUUUUCUGUAGAGCUGAUGUUCCCUCAUCUCUGUGCUCCCUAUUCCUGUUGCCAGGAGCUACCUCAUUUCUUGGUUACCAUCUCAGGAUGAUGGGGUGUCUUUGUGUGCAUCCUGGGUAGCAUUACCUAAAAAGCUGUCCCUGCAGAUCUUGAGGUGACCCAAAACACAGGUGAAUGGGAUUCCUGAUGCUGUGCAUCAUCCCUGGAUUCCUGUCUUGCUGCACUUCUGUGGCAGAUAAAGCUAUCAAGAAAGGUCAAAGUACUUUUGACACCAGGAGGCUUGGCAGAUGCAUCUCGGCAUCUGUGGCUUUUGCUUACCUGGUUUUUGAUCAAUAUUUUCAGUGUUCAUUCAUAAUUUCUGCAACCUUAAGAACUGUUCAAACCACACAGGAGUUUUCUGAGAUGUUUUGCUUGCUACAGAGGACUGAGGUGGCAAAGCUAGUAGUGAGCAUAGACAUAUAAAUCCAGUGAUCCCUGCUUAUUUGCUUUUAGGAUGUUGUUAGCUGAAGAUCCCAAGCAGGAGCAGGACUGAACUGCUGCUGUCAGUGGACAAGGGCACCUGGAGGGGAAGAGCACCGAGGUUAUGUGUUCCUUGGGGACUGUGUGCUCCUCGGAGAUUCUCCUGCUAUGGCAAUCUCUCUUGGCACAUGGUCUCCAGCAGAGGAAACAGAACACAGCUGUUCUGUGUGAAGCCCACGGAACUGGGUGAACAUGGUACUGCUUGGGUUAUUUGACUUUACCAGGUGUCUUUUUGAUUUGUCGUUGCUCCAGGUUCAGUGAUCCCAGCCUCAACGUGCUCUAAAGCUUCUUGUUUUUGAUUAAUACUGCUUCCCUCUUUUAGUCCCUGCUGCAGCCUGUUUUCAGGCUGGCUGAUGAGAUCUGUGCUGUUGAUUUGUAAAAUACUUCUUUUUCAUAUAUUCUUUAUGCACUUACCUCCUAUUAAUUGCUGCCAAAUUGUGCGUGCCAGCAUGUUUAGAGCUUUCCUUUCACAGCUGUUUCCCUACGGGGAGGACUGGGAUAAGGCAGCUCAGUCUUUACCAGCCCCAAAUCCACAUUUUUUUUGUCCCUUGUCAUUGUAUUGGCACCCUGCUGCUUGCCCCUUUCCUAGUAUCCAAACAGGAUGCACGUUACCCUGUCUAUGCAAGCAGUGCCUGGGUUCCUCUAUGUGUUUUACAAUUGAAUAAAUGUGUGUCUAGGUACAGAGAAACUUGCUGGGGUGUCUUUAUCUGAGUUUAUCUAGUGAGCUACAAGCUCCUGCUUGCUUCUGCUGGGUGUCAUGUGCACACAUGAGUGCUGCACACAUUCACCAGUGCUGGCCAUAUCAAAAUCUCCCAAGGACAUUUAAGAUCACUUCUAGCCCCAACAAACCCAUCAGCUUUGCCAUUUGCUUAAUUACAGAAUGAUAUAAUUGGGUUGGAAGGGAUCUUAAAGAACAUCUAGUUCAGCCCUCUUGGUGAGGGAGCUUAAAAGCUCUUCCAGCUUUCCUCCCGUCUGUAGCAUUGCACUUCUUUCUGCUUAGACAGUUGAAGUCUGAGAUCCCCUCCAUGCAGUCACUUGUUUCUGAUCCCUUCUUCUCUUUCAGUUCACCCCACCAAAUGUGGAUUUUUGCCGAGCUGUUUUUUAACUAUUCUGCUGCCAACAGAACUCCUCUGCGCUUUAGGAAGCCCGCAGAUGAAUUGUGUGAUCCUCUUUCUAGUUGACAAAGCUUAGGGUGGGUAAAUUUUUGUUGGCUGAAUUCUUCCUUGGUAGCUCUAGAGAAGUAAUACGUUAAAGAAGUACAAAGAGGUGGAAGGAAAAUGAGUAGAAUAGCUGACACUUUGAACCUAAAAGCUCACAUUUAGAAGAGAGAUUUGCUUCCUGGCAGGUGAGGUGUCAGUUUCAGAGCUGGAUUUAGGCAAGAAGUGCAUCUCUUGUGCCAAAGCUCCCCCUCAUGGUGCUGCCGCAUUGAGGAGGCUGUGCUCCAUGUCGAAGGGGAAGUGUGAGAGGUGCCAGUGCUCAAGCAAUACCCUUUCCCCCUUGCUAGAUCAGGAGUGAGCAGUGUUCCCUCCCAGGGGCAGUCCGUGCCCCUGGGAGGCCUGCAGUUCCAGCUGAGAGUAGGGCCUUUGCUGCCCAGCCAAGUGAGUCUUACACCUGGGAGAGGGGCAGAGCCCAGAGCCAAAGCUGUUUCACUUGUAAGAUGUUGUUAGGAUGGAGAACUGUUUUACAGAGAAGGUCAGUAGCCUGCAGUCUGCUCUGCAGAGCAGCAGUGCUGCUGACUUGCUUGUGUGGCUGCCAAACUUCGACUCUUUUCUUCACCAUCUCCCUACUGUAUCUGUGCCUAGCACUUCCCUAGCCUUCACUCUUCGUGUAGCAUGGGUGGAUGCUGCCAGCCUCAGCUUUGCCUGCUGCAGGCAUUGCACAUUGGGUGUGUGAAACAGUUGAGGAGCAGUUCCUUGUAAUUCAUAGCACUUUGCACUCCUGAAAAGCACCAGGAAACUUACACUGCUGUCUACAAGCACUUAGCUAUCUUCAUGGUUGAUUUUGCUUGUUUUCUUGUGCCUUCUGUUUUCCAUUGGCUUGAUGUCCUGCUUGGGGUCAGGCAUCUGCCGGCUUCCUCUUCUGCUCUGCAUGGUUUCUUCUCUGGCUGUAUGAGUGGAGAUGUGGCAUGGCCAAGGACUGUGCUACAGGUACCCCUCUCUCUGGACUUGUCACGCUUCCCAUUGUCCCCUGCACCCUCACAUUGUCUCCAAGUGCCAACAGCAAAGCCUGACAAGCGACGUUUUCUUUUCCCCACACUGCCCUUAAUCUGUGGCCCCUCAGUUCUGGAUCCUCCUCUUGGGCAAAACAGGUGUUUCCUGUGCAGUAGGAGGGGAAGGUUUCUCAGCAUUUCUUUCCUUUGGUUUAUGUGACCUCAAGUGUGUUUGGAAGUUCCUCUAAGCUCUAUCCACGGGUAAAUCUCCUCUGCUCAAGAUCUGACCCGUUUUUGCAAGGACUGAUGCUGAAAGGGACAUAACACGUUCUGAGCUGCCCCGUGCAGUUCUGAUUUUACUGACGUUCCCAGGCUGGUUCUGGAACAGCCAUCUCCCAGAGGUAAGUGUCUCUCUUUGGAGAUCUGGGCAUUUUUGCAGCUCUCAUUGCUCUGUAUGAGUCCUGACCUCAUCACCUCAUUCUGUGCUUUGUUUUUCAUUUAUGGAAGCUCCCCACCCACCCAGCACAUCCGUACGAUGAAGGGACCUUUAUCUGGCUCCUUAUUCCUGCAAAACCAUUAAACACAGCAGCACAGAAACAAGCAUCUUUCUUUUUUGAAAUGGGGAUCCUACUGCCUUGCUUCCCAUCCCUUUGUGCAGUUCUGAUGGCUCAGAGUCGGAGGUACCCGGUGCACGUGGCAAUACCGAAGCAAGGUGUAUUUGCUAGCUCACUGCCACACACAUUUCUGGGGUUUUCUCUCCUUUAUCAGCAUCCCCAUAGUGCUCACUGGCCGCUGUCUGCUGGCCCAGGGGCAGCUGCUGAACCUGCAGCUUCCUAGCUUUCCUCCGCAGGCACUGCAGCGCUGGAGGUGAUGCCCAGAUAACGGUCUCAAGCUCGUUCCUGUCUCAGCGAUAAACCUCGCUUGUGUCAGCACGGCGCCUGCACUCAUGGCGUGGUACCAGAGGGGCUCUUUACCCUCAAGCCCCCUCUGUUAGCUCAGCUGUUGCUGCGCUGUCGUGCUGCGAUGGCCACUUCUUACACCUCUGCUCCAUCUCAGCUGAACCAGAGGAGCCGUGGGAAGCUAUUUCCCUUCUCCCCGUGUUGUUCAGUGCCAGCUGUGUUGCUGCAGUCCAGCUGCAGUCCAGCUGCGUGGCCUGUUUGUUGGUGGGGGCUCCACGCAGCGUGGCAGAUGGUGAUUUCUUUGCCUCCCCCUACCCUCUGUGUCAGCAGACGCCGAUGCCUCUAUGGAAAAAGUCACCUGUGUCACACCCUGUGACAGCUCAUACUAGGGUGGCUAUGAGUUUGCUCUUUGAUCCCAGUUGCCUCUUUAGAGGUAAUGCCUUUCAUGCUUAUGUGUAGAACGGCCCUUCUAGGGAGCUUUCUGCAGGACUCGGGGCACUUAUGUAUGCAGUCAGGGGGGAAAACAGCACAGGAUCCUGUGUUCCCAUGCUCAGCUGAGAGAUCACUGCCUGUCCCAGCAAUGCUGCCCUCUGGAUCCCUGCUCCGAGCUGCCCCAGCAUGAAGACUACAAGGAAACUAAAGCACUCUUCAUGUGCCAUUCUCACUUGACUUUUUGUACGUAUGUAUGAAAGUUCUAAACUAAUAUUGCUGUAAAGAAAGAUACAGAUUAAUAUAGCAUAUUAUAUAAAGA
Molecule: messenger RNA, 16519 nt
Organism: Lagopus leucura (white-tailed ptarmigan)
Lineage: Eukaryota; Metazoa; Chordata; Aves; Galliformes; Phasianidae
Gene: DAGLA
Product: diacylglycerol lipase alpha
Exons: 18
Coding region: 5317-8364 (1015 amino acids)
Biological process (GO): lipid metabolic process
Cellular component (GO): dendrite membrane; postsynaptic membrane
Source: RefSeq, a predicted model, not a curated record